UUUUUUUCAGACGGCAGGACAUGCAGAUGUGGUCGUCCUUUAUUUUCCCAAGACGAGUAAUGGACUGAGGCGGAAGAAGAGAUGCUUCAGAGUACCUCCUCCUAUCCAAUAUCCUGAGAAUUACAAUGGACCCUUUCCAUUUCUAAUAGAUCAAAUUUACCCAUUGAAGUCCCUCAGCAUCACAGGUCCAGGAGCCGAUGAAGACCCUGUAGGACUUUUUACAAUCGACAAAGACACUGGUUUUCUUUAUGCUCAUCAGACAGUUGACAGAGAGAAACAAGAACAAUAUAAGCUGAUGGUGCACUUUACUGAUCCUGUUCAUGGGUCAGGGGAAGAAGAGGAAACUAUAGAAAUUAUCAUCAACAUAAUUGACAUGAAUGACAACGAACCUGUUUUUGAACAGACAUCCUAUGUGGGAGAAGUAGCUGAAUCCUCGCCAAAAGGGACUACAGUGAUACGGGUUAAAGCCACUGAUGCUGAUGAGCCAGGAUAUUAUUACUCGAUUGUCAAAUACACUAUUCUGAGCCAGGAACCAAAGCUGCCCAGUGACCACAUGUUUGUCAUUAACACCGUCAAUGGAGCCAUCAUGGUUGAAGAUGCUGGUUUGGACAGAGAGACGUAUCCUGAGUACACUCUGGAAAUACAGGCAGCAGAUCUGAGAGGAGAAGGAUUAACUGGAAAAACAAAAGUAGUUUUGAAAGUGACGGACAGCAACGACAACGCUCCAGUCUUUACUGAAUCUACUUAUCGGGGAUCAGUUGAUGAAAACGCAGUGGGGGUUCAGGUUGUUAAAUUGUCAGUAACUGAUAAAGAUGAACAGAACACCCCAGCAUGGAACGCCAAGUUCAAGAUUAUCAGUGGAGAUCCUGAGAAGUUGUUUUCCAUAGAAACAGGAUCCAACAAACAAGAAGGAAUCAUCAAAACUGCUCAGGGACUGGACUUUGAGAAAAGCAGAACACACACUCUAUCUGUUAUUGUGGAGAACGACGUUCCUUUUGCCAUUCAAAUGACCACCUCCACCGCCACAGUGGUGGUGACCGUGAAGGACAUCAACGAGCCUCCAGUCUUUAAAGAUCAGCAGAUGUUUGUUCAAAAGCCUGAGGAGCUUCCUGUGAACAGUGUGAUCACAAACUGUGAGGCAAAAGACCCAGACUUUGCACAUAAAAACACUGUCAAGUAUAAAAUAGGUAGUGACCCAGCAGGCUGGCUGAACGUUGACGAGAAUACAGGCCUGGUGACGGUGAAAAGACUCAUGGACAGAGAGUCUGCUUUUGUGAAGAACGACACAUACACAGCACUCAUCAUUGCUUAUGAGGACGGUGUAGUCCCAGCCACAGGAACUGGAACCCUGUCCAUUACACUUGAAGACGUCAAUGAUAACCCUCCAUUCAUCGAGGAGCGUAACAUUACGGUUUGCAGAGAUGACUCAACUCCUGUGCUGUUGACUGUAACAGACAAAGAUGGACCGCGUCAUUCUGCUCCAUACAACGUGAUGGUCCAUGAAAUAUCCAAACCCAACUGGAGCGUUCAGAUGAACAGAGACAAAACUGGAGUUGAACUGGUUUUAAAUUCCAAUGUGUUGAGUGGAACUUACCCAGUUAUCCUGAGAGUUUCAGACACUGAUGGUUUGGAGCAGGACUACUCCAUACAAGCUGAAGUGUGCAACUGUGUGGAAAACGAAAGAGUGUGUGCUCCACUGAGGAACAGUUUGGGCGUCGUCCAGGGUGUAGUUGGGGGAAUCCUUCUGUUAUCUGGUUUAUACUACUGCACGUGA
Oryzias melastigma (Indian medaka) is the source of this 1774-nucleotide messenger RNA. Its product is annotated as B-cadherin. Gene Ontology annotation, biological process: calcium-dependent cell-cell adhesion; homophilic cell-cell adhesion; adherens junction organization. NCBI's taxonomy places the organism in Eukaryota, Metazoa, Chordata, Actinopteri, Beloniformes, Adrianichthyidae. The transcript has 12 exons. Bases 296 to 1774 code for a protein of 492 amino acids. Gene Ontology annotation, cellular component: cytoplasm; adherens junction; plasma membrane. The record is from RefSeq and is a predicted model, not a curated record. Gene Ontology annotation, molecular function: calcium ion binding; cadherin binding.